This is a messenger RNA of Hyaloscypha bicolor E, 1153 nucleotides long. RefSeq names its product RCC1/BLIP-II protein. The transcript is spliced from 4 exons. The coding region runs from base 22 to 912 and encodes 296 amino acids. Gene Ontology annotation, cellular component: cytoplasm. The record is from RefSeq and is a predicted model, not a curated record. Lineage: Eukaryota; Fungi; Ascomycota; Leotiomycetes; Helotiales; Hyaloscyphaceae. Gene Ontology annotation, molecular function: guanyl-nucleotide exchange factor activity.
GCCGCAACGGUUUCGCAAGACAUGGAGCUGUGGGCCACCGGUUUCAAUGCGUGGGGUCAGCUUGAUUUCCAGGGCGAAUCCUCUCUCGCACCUGCGGAUUUAAGGACUUUUAAGUGUAUCCUCCGAAGCAAACACCUCGAGAUGCUUCGGACCAGUUUAUCAGCCACAUUGGUAAGGACAUCAUCAGGCAUAAAAGCAGCAGGUAGUCUCGAUGCCGUCUUUCAACUAUGUCUCACCCAAAAGGAUGGGUUCCGAAAAGUAGCCAUUGCAGGCAACGAAAAAUUCGCUGAAACCCAAGGGAAGUUCAUCAAAGAAUACCGUUCUCUCAAAUCAUAUAUCGAUGGUGACGGCCAUCACCUCGGAGAGUUUGAGUGUUUUGAGCAGAUAGCCGCAAAUCAGACGACGUUCACUGCUCUCUCGAAGAAUGGGAAAGUUUGGACGUGGGGUGAUGGACGAUAUGAGUCUUGUCUUGGACGGGAGGUUUCAGAAGAGACCCCAGCACAGCUACCAUCCAUAGUGAAAGACCUCUCAGAUCUACCGACCGGCCCAAUCAGAAAGAUAUCCUCGGGUGGCUAUGUGACAGCUGCCUUAACUUCUGGCAAUGAUUUAUAUCUCUGGGGCGGAUGUCCUGGUCAGUCGAAAAUCCUGGAUCAAUUCAGUGGAAUGCCAGAGCCUAUUGAUUUGGAUGGACAAGAUGUUCUUGAUGUGGCGGUUGGAGCAGAUCAUAUUCUUGCCCUGACAACUGAGCAUAGGCUGUAUGUUGUUGGUGCUAAUAGGAAUGGACAACUUGGUUUGGAUGUGAAGGAGCUGUCUGAAUUGGGGGAGAUAGCCUUGCCUCUUGGGGGGAAACAGAUUGUCAGCGUUCAUGCGGGCUACAAAAACUCCUUCCUGCUCGUAGAGGAUAUCACUUAAUGACAGAGUCCGAAUGUACUCUAAUUUGGUAUCUCAUUUCUUCCAUUUUGUCAUCUUAUGCCAUUCUAUAAUACACCGUGCCAUCUUGAGUUGCACAACGUCCAAAUUACCAGAUGCAUUGCGGAAGAGAGAAAAUCAUAGAUUCGUAAGGUAAUCCUCGAUCUCUUGAGGGCUCAGCUUUCUAAAUCUUGGUCCUUGUGCACCUUCAACUCCCUCAACGCCAAGCAGGUGGUGAGCCGGG